Molecule: messenger RNA, 1818 nt
Organism: Coffea arabica (coffee)
Lineage: Eukaryota; Viridiplantae; Streptophyta; Magnoliopsida; Gentianales; Rubiaceae
Source: RefSeq, a predicted model, not a curated record
AUGAGUACACAUCCUAAAUCCUCUGAUAGGCCUGUAACGGCACCAUCAGCUGAUUUGGUAAACCUGGGAGCUCAACUGAGCGAAAUUUUGAAUAAAUUUAAUGAGCUAAGCAUGGAAAUGACGGCCCAAUGGCACGUAAUCGAUCAGUUAGUUGCUGGAAGUGGCAGCGGUACUCAACAUGAGCCCUUACCUACUAACCAAACUGAACCGCAACCAAUACUUUUACCUUAUACUCAAACCUCCGUUACUUCACGUGUCAUAAAUCCACCUGAAGAGGCCUUCACCUAUUCCACUCAUGGCCUACCACAUACCUAUGCACUCACUAUCCAAACAAAUCCUCCUCACCCUCAAAUUCCACAAAAUUAUCCACCUGUAAAUCUGAACAUGCCACUUGAACCUCAAGGACCCUAUUACUAUUCCACCGCUGAACCAUUCACGCUAGACACCGCUACCCAAGGAAAAAUUGAAGCUGGGGAAUCCUUCGUGCCAAUCGACAAGAAUCUGUUAAAAAGGUUGGAUCGACUGGAUGAAUUCAUGAGGAACAGCGAAGGCUUGAGUAAACAAGGAGGGUUGGAUUAUAACGAGUUGUGUUUGUUCCCCAAUAUGCAAUUGCUUGUGGGUUUUAAAGCACCCAAGUUUAGCAAAUAUGACGGAAGAGACAACCUUAAGACAUAUCUCCGAAUGUUUGCCAACAAAUUAGGAAAGCUAAUAGAUGAUGAGAAUUUGCCGGUUCGGUUGUUCCCUGAAAGCUUAGAAGGCGACGCACUCGAUUGGUACUCUAAUUUGAAGCCUGAUGAGAUGAGGACCUGGAUGAACUUGUCAACUGCGUUUGUGAGACAAUACGAGUAUAAUUACGAGCUUGCUCUGACGAGGACCACACUUGAAGGGACUAAAAGGAAGCUAUCUGAGGAUCACAAAACUUAUGCAAAGCGAUGGAGGAAAUUGGCUACCAAGGUGGAACUUCCUAUGACCGAGGAUGAAAUUGUUCGAACAUUUAUCAAAACUCAUGACCCGCCCUAUUUUGAGGAAAUUUUCCGCAUGACUGGAUGCUCGUUUGCAGAAAUUGUCAACAAAUUGGAGGAAUAUGAUGAAUUUGUAAGAGCGGGAAAGAUUGUUAAUGUGUCAGCUCUAAAAUCGCAAUUAGAAGCCUUGCAAAAUCCAAGCAGUAGUAGCAAGAUGCCUCAGUUCAAAAAGAAAGAUGGGGAAGUCGCAUUAGUCUGGGACCAAGGCUUUUCUUCCCGACCUAGAUUUCAGCAAUACCCCACAUAUUCAUCUCACUACCCAAACCCAGGCCUUGUUUACUAUAUUACUGUCAAUCACCCUCGCUCUUGGCCAAACUAUGCAAGCCCACCUACAAUACCCUUCCCAAUAUCUCAAACCAACCCUCAAAUUCAACCUCGUCUACCUUAUAACCCUAAACCUGUUCCACCAAACAAACAGACCUACAACCAUCCUCAAACCAAUAAAAUACAAAACCUCGACCGAUCUCAAACUUUUACCAACUUAGGCAGGCCUAUUGGCCAACUGUAUGAACAGCUCAAGGCCACCGGUAAAAUUGAUGACAUACCUCCUCCAAAAUACCCUCGUCGAGGUUUCUCUGCUGGGUACGACCCUCAAGCCGCUUGUGCCUACCAUUCUGGAGCGCCUGGUCACUCGACCGAUAACUGUUGGGUACUAAAGCAUAAGAUCCAGGACAUGAUCGAAGCAGGAGAUAUAGUGUUAAGGAAAAGGGAAGAACAAGGACCGAGUACAAGUACGAAUCCUUCUCCUGAACACAAGGACACCAUCACGGCAUUUACCCCCAAUGAAAAAAUUUGA